GCAUUUCAGUUUAUACUAUUGUUUAUGGAUGGAAGUACAACAAAGCUUCAUUUUAGUACUUCAGGCAAUCUCUACGUAGGCAGGAGAUUGGAGAAGCACGUUUGCUUCCUUAGAGCAUGUCGCACUCGCUUGUGUUUUGUGGUUAGAGCUAGCACUAGUUAGUUAGCUAGAUUUGUAUCAAAAUUUGUACUAAAGGAGGCGACUGGCGUUAGCUUACUCUUACCAAAAUGUUUAAUCGUUUGACCAGUGUAUGGAUGGGUGACUUGGACCUAUACAUGGACGAGAACUUCAUCAAGCAAGCCUUCAGCAACAUGGGGGAGAUCGCUUCUGGCGUUAAAAUCAUAUACAAUAGAGUAACUGGUGGUGCAGCCGGAUACUGCUUUGUGGAGUUGGCAGAUGAGGCCACUGUAGACCGCUGUGUUGCCAGUCUUAAUGGGAAGGUUGUCCCAGGGUCAAAUCCACCCAGAAAGUUCAAGUUGAACUAUGCCACAUAUGGGAAACGAACAGAUACAGGACCAGAGUAUUCCAUUUUUGUUGGAGAUCUUUCUCCUGAUGUGGAGGAUCAACAGCUUCAUGAGUUCUUUGCGAAGAAGUAUGCCUCCUGCAAAUCUGGAAAAGUGGUCACAGAUCCCAGUGGUAACUCCAGAGGUUAUGGCUUUGUCAAGUUCACUGAUGAGAAGGAGCAAAGCCAAGCCCUGGAGGAGUGUCAGAACGCCACGGGUCUCGGAGGAAAGCCAAUCAGAAUCAGCAUUGCUAUCAACAAGAGCAACAAGACAAAUAAUUAUCAGCAAAACCAGCAGAACUACAACAAUUACCAGCACGGAUAUUACCAACAGCCAUACCAGAAUUACUACCCACAGUGGGGCUACGACCAGUACAACAGCUAUAACUACAGCUACGGGUCCUAUGGGCCCCCUCCCCCAGGCCCUGGCAUGAUGGGGCCCCCGCCGCCAGGACCGGGAAUGAUGGCACCCCCCCCACCCUUCAUGCCCCCUGUACACACAGAUGUGCACCAGCCGGCUGAGCCGACCCAGGAUUCUGAAGAUGCUCUGGAAGAGCCUGUUGAAGACCCGCAGCCCCAGACGGACGUGGACGCGCUGAACCGGCAGUACAUGGACCGCAGCGAGGAGCUGUACGAUUCUCUCAUGCACUGCCACUGGCAGCCUCUGGACAGCGUCACCUCCCCCAUCCCCACGCAGGCCCACAGCUGAUCCGCCCGUGUCACGGAACAUGCCCACGUCACGCAACACGCCUUUUAAAACCCGACUGAACUGCUCGUGCAAGCCUCCUGUUUUUAUCUGCCCAAUUACAUUAUUGUCGGGUUCCUUCAUCUGGGAUUGGAUCUUCUCCUCCAUCACUAUUUUUCUCGUUGUUUUUUUUCCUGAACUGUGAUUUCUUUGGUUUUGCUGGGUUUUCGUCUCCAUUACAACGUCUUGUGUCCCACUGUGAAAUGGUGCCUGACUGUAGUAUGUGCACCUUUGCUUCUGAAGCUGAUGCAUCAGUUCUAGCACUGGCAUCUCAGAGGAUUUCACAAUGCAUUCUUUAUACUGGCAACAUGUUGGCUCUGUCUGCCAUUCAAAAUGUACUGUUUUUGUAGUUAACCUUAGAAACAUCACUUGGAACAACUGAAACUCAGCCGAAAUGCUGAAAGUCAUGCAGAUGAGAUACAUUUGUUCUCCUCGGCGCCCUGACGUGAGGAGAAUGGCAGGGAAGCCUGGUCUGUGGUACCUUAAAUACAACCUGGAUCACUGCAGUUUUCCACUAUUUUCCUCCAAUCAAAAAUGGUCACUGCAAUCAGAAAUUCCUGUCACAUGUUCUACCCGUGUGCCAAAUCUGCUUUUAUAAUACAAAUACUCUUUUACUCUUUUUAUAAAUAUUUUUACUUUGGUCUUGAUUGCUGAUGUGUUUUUUGGGGGAAUAAACUCCAAACUGGUAAAAAUCUGGACAGGAUGGAAUAUUGCAAAUCCAUUGGUGUUGGUACCCAGAACAUUUCCUGCUUGUCUGCAGUCGCACUGCAACCUCUGCUGUACUGAUCUGUAACUAAAUUCAUAUCUUUCUGCAUAUUCAUUACGUCUUAAUGUUAUUGAGGUAGAGAGGUUAUAUUACUGAAUUUGAAGAGCUGUAUAAAGAGGGUUCAUUCUUGGGACAUUUUCUUUCCAUUUAGAAUAUUUAUAUAUUAAAAAUCACUGAGAGGUUGUGCAAAGAUGAAUUGCUUCUAAGACUGUUGUGUUCAGUUGGACUAUUUUAUGUAUUCCAGAACUUCUGCUUCUCCACAUUGGACUGAUCAUUUGCCCUCAUGGGUUAUUCAGUUCUGACAUAAAAAUUUAAAUGAAAAAUG
Molecule: messenger RNA, 2338 nt
Organism: Conger conger (European conger)
Lineage: Eukaryota; Metazoa; Chordata; Actinopteri; Anguilliformes; Congridae
Product: tRNA selenocysteine 1-associated protein 1-like
Exons: 9
Coding region: 228-1211 (327 amino acids)
Molecular function (GO): RNA binding
Source: RefSeq, a predicted model, not a curated record